AUGGAUUUUGUGAGGCUAUCAAAAGACAAACUUUGUGUUGAAUCUAUAUAUAAUAUGGUAUGUUCAGCAGAAUUUGGUGCAGUGUCUUUAUUUGUUGGAACAACUAGAGAUAACUUUGAGGGUAAAACUGUUACUAAAUUAGAAUAUGAAGCUUAUGAGCAAAUGGCUGUGAAAUCAUUACAAAAAAUAUGUCAUGAUAUUCGUGGAAAAUUUGAUGUGGGAAACAUAGCUAUAUUUCACAGGUUGGGUGAUGUUCCAAUAAAAGAAGCAAGUGUAAUUAUAGCAAUAUCUGCUGUUCACAGAGCUUCUGCUUUAAAAGCUGUGCCCUAUGCUAUUGAUUCUUUAAAGGCUGAUGUUCCUAUAUGGAAAAAAGAAAUUUAUGAAGAUGGUUAUCAGUCUGAGUGGAAGGAAAAUUCUGAAUGUAUGUGGUCAACAAAAAAUAAAUGA
Molecule: messenger RNA, 447 nt
Organism: Pediculus humanus corporis (human body louse)
Lineage: Eukaryota; Metazoa; Arthropoda; Insecta; Psocodea; Pediculidae
Product: Molybdenum cofactor synthesis protein 2 large subunit, putative
Exons: 2
Coding region: 1-447 (148 amino acids)
Biological process (GO): Mo-molybdopterin cofactor biosynthetic process
Cellular component (GO): cytosol
Molecular function (GO): molybdopterin synthase activity
Source: RefSeq, a predicted model, not a curated record